AUGGAUGCAAAUUUAAGAAAUUAUCUACAGCAAAACCAUUAUACCCUUACAUGGAAAAAUAGAGUCAAAAUAUCUCAUGAUCUCAUUCAUGCAUGUCUCAGAAUUCAUAAUGAUAAUGCGAUCCAUCGAAAUUUGCAUUCCGGGAAUGUCUUAUAUCUAAAAUAUAACGACUAUUGGUAUAUAAGUGAUCUUGGAUUUUGUGGACCAAUGGAUAAGCCAUCCAAAAGUAUAUAUGGUAACCUCCCUUACAUUGCACCUGAAGUUAUAGCUGGAAAAGAGGUUACUACGGCAUCUGAUAUAUAUAGUAUUGGUAUUAUUAUGUGGGAACUUUCAUCCGGACAAUCGCCUUUUUUGAACUAUAAUCAUACCUAUGAUUUUGCAUUGAGGAUAGUUAGUGGUAUGAGACCCAAGAUUUUAUCAGGAACUCCUUCAGAGUAUAGAAGAAUAAUGAAGCAAUGUUGGGAUGCUAUCCCACAAAACAGACCUACUGUAUUUACUCUUGUAAAUGAAAUUGAAAAAUUGUGGAAAAAUUGUUUAAAUGAUAGUUCAUGUGAAUAUAAUUCUACUAUAUCUGAAAUUUCUCAAAGUUCAGGAGAUGCAUUAUAUCCAUUACCAAUAAAUAUUUCAAGUAGUACGAUUUAUCGAUUCGAUAAUUUACCAGACCCCAAAAAUGCAACUCCCGAUGAACAAGAAGAGAUUUUACCAAAUAUUUAUCGAGCAACAUUUAGUCAAAACUAUGCAAAACUAUCAUACCCGAUCAACGUAUUCCUCAUCCACAUUCCCAAAACUUAUGAUUGCAUUUUACUCGAUACAUCAGAUCCAACUAAUGAUAAUUACUUAUUGAAUGCACUCUCCACUCAUUUCUCUUCUCAUCCAAAUUAUAAUUUAAAAUAUAUUGGAUUAACUAACGAUAAUUAUGAUCAUACAGGCUCUAUAAUCAAAUUAUUAAAGGAUUAUAAACAAUCUAAAGUAUUAUUGGGAGAAUCAAAAGAUGACAAAUUGUUAAAGUAUUUGUGUAGAAAAGACGAUAUUGCAGAUAGAUGUCAGAUUAUUAAACAGGAUUACGAUGAAGAAUUUGAAUUUUAUGAUAUUUUUAAACCAAUAUUUACAUUUGGAAAUCCGUCAGGUUCCCUUUCAUAUUUACAUAUUCCAUCAAAUUCGGUUUUUAUUGGAGAUCUGAUCAUGAACAUUUCAUAUUUAUCAUAUCCAUCUAUUACUCUGCCAUUAACUUUAACAAUAGAUCAGUUAAACAAUGUUAAAUUAGCCAUUACUCAAAUUUUUCAGUUAGAUAAUGUUAAACAUAUCUUCCCUUCUCAUGAUUAUAGUCAUAAUG
Molecule: messenger RNA, 1333 nt
Organism: Funneliformis geosporum
Lineage: Eukaryota; Fungi; Glomeromycota; Glomeromycetes; Glomerales; Glomeraceae
Source: the annotation of a GenBank genome assembly